Molecule: messenger RNA, 1682 nt
Organism: Numida meleagris (helmeted guineafowl)
Lineage: Eukaryota; Metazoa; Chordata; Aves; Galliformes; Numididae
Product: aryl-hydrocarbon-interacting protein-like 1
Exons: 7
Coding region: 417-1682 (421 amino acids)
Molecular function (GO): protein binding; peptidyl-prolyl cis-trans isomerase activity
Source: RefSeq, a predicted model, not a curated record
AAAGGGAGAUUGCGUGCAAAGGGGGACCCUGCUUAAGGAACUCUCAGGCUGCGUAAGGAACGAGGUCCUCCUGAUUAGGGAGUUUCAUUAAUUCCUCACAGAAUAGGCAGGCAAAUCCCAGAUUAACCUGGCAGGGUGGGAAGAGGAUUAGAAAGGCAGUUCCAUUUGGCAGCUGGCAGAACACAACAGAGCGCAUCACGGUGGGACAGCGUUAUCCUGCAUGCUGAGGAAGGGGACGGGGAAAGGGCUGCCAUAGCGUGGGUGCAGCCAGCACAGAAAGCAGGAGGCUGGUGGCAGCUCUGGGAGAUGAUAUACCUAUAGUCCACAAAGGGAGCUGCCCCAAGGAGAACACUGAGCUCGGGGAGGGCCUGAGCACACACGGGUGUGGGUGUGCGUGACCUGUCCUGGGGGUGGCCAUGGAGGAAACGUACCUGCUGAACGUGGAAGGGGUCAGAAAGAAGAUCCUGCACGGAGGCCGAGGGGAGCUGCCGAAGUUCCAGGAUGGGAGCAAGAUCACUUUCCACUUCCAGACACUGAAGGACAACUUUGAGCGGACGGUGAUCGACGACAGCCGGGAGGCCGGCAUGCCCAUGGAGAUCAUCGUGGGCAAGAUGUUCAAGAUUGAGAUCUGGGAGAUACUGCUCUGCUCCAUGAGGACCGGGGAGGUUGCGGAGUUCUGGUGCGAUGCCAUCCACACAGGGAUGUAUGCCCUGGUCUCCAAAGGCAUGCGGAGGAUCGCGGAGGGCCGGGACCCCCUGGAAGGGCAGAAGCAUCGCUGUGGUAUGGGCAACAUGUUCGACUACCACAGCACGGGUUACGAUGACCUGGACGAGCUGCAGCGGACACCUCAGCCCCUCAUCUUCAUCAUGGAGCUGUUCCGGGUGGAGGAGCCCUCGGCCUACAAACGUGACACCUGGGCCAUGAGCAAGGAGGAGAAGCUGGCGGCCGUGCCCGUGCUGCACAGCGAGGGGAACCGCCUCGUCCUCCAGAAGGAAUUCCAGCGCGCGGCCGAGAAGUACCAGGAGGCCGUCAUCUGCCUGAGGAACCUCCAGGCCAAGGAGAAGCCAUGGGAGGAAGGCUGGCUGAAGCUGGAGAGCCUGGUCACGCCGCUGGUGCUCAACUACUGCCAGUGCCAGCUGGAGCUGGGCGAGUACUACGAGGUGCUGGAGCACACCACGGAGCUGCUCCAGAAACACAACGACAAUGCCAAGGCCUAUUUCAAGCGGGCGAAGGCGCACGCAGCCGUGUGGAAUGAGCGAGAGGCGCGGGAGGACUUCCUGCGCGUGGCCCACCUCGACCCCGCCAUGGCGGCCGCCGUCAAGAAGGAGCUGAAGCUGCUGGGGGAGAGGAUGAGGAAGAAGCACGUGGAGGAUCGGAAGCGUUAUCAGGGCCUCUUCCAGCAGCCCCGGGGGGGGAAGGCUGGCACUGGGUCUGCGGUGGGUGAGGGGAGGCAGGAGGAGGAUGGGUCCCAUGGAGGGGAACAGGGCACAGGAGCAGGAGAAGCAGGAGUUGGUGAAGCAGAACGUGAAAAGGAAGCACGGGGAAGAGGAGCAGCCCCAGGGGAGGGUGAAGAGGUGGAAAAUGGGGUGGGACAGGGCAGGGGAGUAAACCUGGGGGCCUGUCGGGCAGACCCAGAGAGUUGUGGGGCAGAGAGGGGGAGGAAGAAGAAAAGGAGAUGGUAG